Molecule: messenger RNA, 836 nt
Organism: Arachis duranensis
Lineage: Eukaryota; Viridiplantae; Streptophyta; Magnoliopsida; Fabales; Fabaceae
Exons: 1
Molecular function (GO): mRNA binding
Source: RefSeq, a predicted model, not a curated record
CAACAACCGCCUUACGCCGCAUACAGCUAUCCUCCUCCACCGUCACACCACCACCAAUUCCAGCGCGACACUCAGCAACUCUUCCAGCGCGACGCCCAGACCAUCACCCCGGAGGCUCUCGAGAGCGUGAAGGCCGCCAUAGCCAGCAGCGACGUCGACCACAAGACCGACGCGAAGCGGAAGGCAGUUCCCCGCCGUGCCGCUGGGCAGACGUGGGAGGAUCCCUCGCUGGCCGAGUGGCCGGAGAACGACCAUCGCUUGUUCUGCGGCGAUCUAGGGAACGAGGUGAACGACGACGUUUUGUCGAAGACGUUCACAAGAUUCCCUUCGUUUAACAUGGCGAGAGUUGUGAGGGACAAGCGAUCAGGGAAGACCAAAGGGUACGGAUUCGUGAGCUUUGCGGACCCUUCGGACCUCGCUGUGGCUCUGAAGGAGAUGAACGGGAAGUACGUUGGGAACAGGCCAAUCAAGCUAUGCAAGAGCAAGUGGAAGGAGAGGACCGAUUAUGAUGCUGUUGAUAAGCAGAAGAAGCACUCCAAGAAGAAGUUGAAGUCUUCCUCCAAGGUUGGCGUGUUGCAUUACUAAUUAAGGUAGACGUCGAAAAGAAAAAGAAAAAGUGCUUGCAUUGAAAUCUAAUUUGAACUACUUGAUGUAGCUAUAUAUGUGAGUUGUUUUAGUUUAUGAAGGUUUUGAAAAUGACUCAUAUGUUGUCAAUGUUAAAUCCAUGUAAGUUGCUGAUGCGACCAAAUUGAACAACUUAGUUACCCACCUCAAGGUUCUGUGAACGUAAGAACCGUUGAGGCUCUGUUUUUUAUAACAAGAAUUUAUGAAAGAAA